AUGGGGUGGGGUUUAUACAUUGGUCACCUUGUGGACUUUUUGGCGGCUAGUGAAGUUGCUAAGGAUUUAUACCAAGCGACCGGUGAGGACCAAUCUCCGCCCUCGUCUUUUCUGAAUAUUCAUAUCGGCGGUUCAUCCGUUUUGUUUCCCGGAAAGUGGCUCACCAGCCUUCAAUUUAUGGUCAAUGGAGCGGGAAUAAUCUCCGAUAUUUAUCGAAGGGUACUCAGCGACAAAUCCUUCGCUAUUCCAGCCCUGGGUGAAUAUCAGGUGCUAGUCUCCUCCGAGAAACAUAUCCAGGAGCUGAGCCAAAGCUCGGAGGACGUCCUCUCGUUCCACGCCGCAAUGAAGCAGAGAAUAAACCACAAGUAUACGUUACGUGGUUUUGAACAUGACGAUGUGGAUCCGACCAAUGAUGUUCCUAAGCGGGUGUUGAAGGUGCUCCUUCGCAUGAACUUGCCCGAAAUGCAGGUGGACCUUCAACCGUUGAUUAAGGAUACCAUUAUCCAGGAGUUGACAGGGAAAUACUCGGAUGGCUGGAGUCGAGUGAGCGCAUUCACCUUGGCGAAGCACAUCGUUGCGCGUUUGAAUAAUCAUGUCAUUCUUGGAUCAGCGCUUGCCAGUGACUCUGUGGUUGCAGCAGCUGUGAAUCGGUACUUACAAGAUGCUGUGGUGACUAUGGAGCUAUGCCGCCAUCUACCGUCUAUGUUGGUUCCCCUAGUUGCACCGGCCAUGAUGGGCUGGAGCGGAGCCAUGCAUCGUAUUGACCGCUCACUCACUGCAGAGAUCAAGAAAAGAGUCGCUGAGAGCCAUAACGCACCGGCAGAUACGUCAAGACGGCAUGACUGUAUCCAAUGGGUUCUGCAGUCAUCCAAGACUUCGGCGCAAAAAACAGUAGUUAGAAUGACCCAGCAGAUAUUCGGUAUUCUGUUCGCCUCGGCACAUCAAAUGUCGAUGGCUCUAGUAUACGCUAUGUUCGACUUAUGUCUCCACCCCGAAUAUAUCAAACCACUCCGUGAAGAAAUAGAGCAUGUGCGCAACACGACUAGUUUCGCAGGUCAUUUCGAUCAUUUGCCUUUACUGGAUAGCUUCCUGCGCGAGUCCGCCCGGCUCAAUGCCCUGGAUGCACUGACUAUCCAACGUAUGGCUCUAUCACCCUACACUUUCGCCGACGGCACACAGGUCCCAGCCGGGAAUCUCGUUGCUGUUCCGCAGGCCGCAGUCAUGCAGGACCCGCGCCACUAUGCAGACCCAACGGAAUUCAAUCCGUACCGGUUCGUGGUAGUAGAUGAGACGGAUAGGUCAAUGAGGGCUUUCCCAAGAUAUACAGACGUGCGCUGGGAUUAUCCAUAUUGGGGCUCGAGCAAACGGGCUUGCCCCGGUCGUUGGUACGUCUCGAGAACCCUAAAGCAAAUCUUGGCUCACCUGAUUAUGGACUACGACAUCAAGUUAGCGGACCCAAAAGCACCACGAAGCUUCAUAUGGACAACAGCAAUAGUUCCGCGGCGCAGUACGGUGUUGAUGUUAAGGCCGAGAAAGGAUCUCAAGAUUUGA
Molecule: messenger RNA, 1551 nt
Organism: Aspergillus caelatus
Lineage: Eukaryota; Fungi; Ascomycota; Eurotiomycetes; Eurotiales; Aspergillaceae
Product: cytochrome P450
Exons: 11
Coding region: 1-1551 (516 amino acids)
Molecular function (GO): heme binding; oxidoreductase activity, acting on paired donors, with incorporation or reduction of molecular oxygen; monooxygenase activity
Source: RefSeq, a predicted model, not a curated record